CGUCCCUUACGAAAGUAAUGAUCCUAUGCGUAAAGCUGACAUAAGAUACCUUUUCACCAAGCUGUAUGAUAACACCCCAGCAAACCCCAGAGAAGUCAGUCAUUUUUCCGCAAAGUCAACCCAGCUCGCAGAAUAUCUCUCACCAAUCCCAUACCCCCGCAAAACCCACAAAGUUUUAUUUCCUCGCCCCCAAAUUUCACUGCUUUUUAAGCAUACAAACUAUUGCCAAAGAAGGAACCCGCAGUAUUAUCAGAGAAAAUAUACAUAUGAAACGAAUCUUAAAUUUCAACAGUUCCUCCCGCGAUGCUUUCGCGUUACACAGUCUAUCCCAUCGUCCGAUAGUAGGUUGAGUACAGUACAAGUACUCGUGCUUGUACUCACUCACACACCAAUCAGGUACCAGUACUCGAGUAUCCUGGCACGCCGUGGUCGACUCACCACCAUCCCUCCAGC
This is a messenger RNA of Tuber aestivum (summer truffle), 453 nucleotides long. NCBI's taxonomy places the organism in Eukaryota, Fungi, Ascomycota, Pezizomycetes, Pezizales, Tuberaceae. The record is from the annotation of a GenBank genome assembly.